CAGUCGACAUCUUCAUGACCACACAAUGAGUAAUAUCAACCGGUCAGGGUCCUGACUAACAAGACUGGCUUGGAGUAUUUAAAUCAGAGGGGAAGAAUUGUAUAAAACACAGAGGUGAUCUGUACGAACGUUGAAAUCGCUGGAAUGUCAAGUCUGCUUCGCCGAUUGCCACAACUAAGAAACCAGUUAACACCUCGAUCUCCACCCACCAUAAUCCUGUCCGCAAAGAUGUCGACACACGAUCCAGCCAAGAAGAACAUCCUCAACUGGGUCGACCCCAAAGACAAGAGCGGGGAAUUCAGGCGCCAACAGUCCCAAUUCCGCGACGUCAUCUCCUCCGAUCCCAACGCCGCCUUCCCCGCCGAAAAGGACCGGUAUCAUCUCUAUGUCUCGUAUGCCUGCCCCUGGGCCCACCGGACCCUCAUCGUCCGGAAGCUCAAGGGCCUGGAGGAGCUGAUCCCGUUCACGGCGGUGCACUGGCACAUGGGCGAGCGAGGCUGGCGGUUCGUGACGCCGGACGAGACGGUGCCGGGGGAGAACGCGGUGCCAGAUCCGCUGCACCCGGAGUACACGCAUCUGCGGGACAUUUACUUCGAGAAUGAUAAGGAGUACGGUGGACGGUUCACCGUGCCGACCUUGUAUGACAAGAAACAGAAGCGGAUCGUGAACAACGAGAGCAGCGAGAUCAUUCGCAUGUUCUACCAUGCCUUCGACGCGUUGCUGCCGGAGAAGCACAGGAAUCUCGAUCUGUUCCCGAAAGCGUUGCAGCAAAAGAUUGAGGAGACGAAUGAUUGGACGUACAACGAUAUCAACAAUGGUGUCUACAAGUCCGGGUUUGCGACUUCACAAGAAGCCUACGAGAAGGCGUGCACACAGCUGUUCAAGUCUUUGGACCGUGUUGAGGCACAUCUCUCCUCAUCUCCCGGACCCUACUAUUUCGGCACCGAGAUCACGGAGGCAGAUGUCCGGCUGUACACGACAAUCGUCCGCUUUGACCCCGUGUACGUCCAGCACUUCAAGUGCAAUAUCCGCGACAUCCGAUCGGGAUAUCCUGCCAUUCACGCGUGGCUCCGGAAGCUGUAUUGGGACGUCCCGGCGUUCCGCGAGACGACCCAGUUCGAACACAUCAAAUAUCACUACACGAAGAGCCAUAAGCAGAUCAAUCAAUUCAGCAUCACCCCUAUAGGACCCCUUCCAGACAUUCUUCCGAAGGAUCAAGAAGUGGCGGCAGGAAAGGCAUCAAAAUGAGUGAGGUGAAUGGGAAUCCACGCUUAGUUUCGGAAUAAUAACGAGUAGUCUUUCAUAUUGCAAAGUCUUAUCACGAGUUCACGACCAUGUUGAAUGAACUACGUAGCGUUAUUUCACUACCUAUGAUUAAUAUACACAUUCCCUC
Molecule: messenger RNA, 1393 nt
Organism: Eremomyces bilateralis CBS 781.70
Lineage: Eukaryota; Fungi; Ascomycota; Dothideomycetes; Eremomycetales; Eremomycetaceae
Exons: 3
Coding region: 145-1248 (367 amino acids)
Cellular component (GO): cytoplasm
Molecular function (GO): glutathione transferase activity
Source: RefSeq, a predicted model, not a curated record